AUGGACACCGCAGGAGUGAGUCACCAGAAGUAUGGGGUCGUACAGAUUGCUCACAUGAUCUACCUAGUCCGUCGUGUCAAAUGUGAUGAGGCACGGCCCUCAUGUGUAAAGUGCACGUCAACUGGUCGUACCUGUGACGGCUACGAAGAAGCAGCAGAACAGCAGUCACCGAUUCAGACUGUUAUUGCCGGAUACGCUAACUCCCAGGAAGCGCGCUCUAUCCAAUUCUUCAUCGAGCGCACACUGUCUCAACUAACAUCCUUCUUCCCUGAUGAGUUCUGGGGGAUCAGCGUAUUGCAGGUUGCUCAGUACGAGCCCAGCAUUUCUCACGCCCUGGUCUCAUUUUCGGCAUAUCACGAGGCUUUUACAAACGGCAUACCUGGGUAUAAGAGUCCGUUCGCAUUAAAGCAUUACAAUCUGUCUAUCAAGGAGCUACAUGCUUCUCACAGCUCGCUGUCGCAUGUCCACUUAGUGUCUUGUUUAGUUUUCAUUUGCAUUGAGAUCUUGCAAGGACAUACUGAAACUGCAAUCAGAUUAUUCAAGCAUGGACAUCACAUGGUGAGCCAGUUCCGUCAAGCUACAGGACAAAAUGGCAUCCUUGAUCAUGUGAAAACCCUGUUUAACCGGCUCGCGUUGCAGGUUGCUAUACUUGUAGGCGACGUGAUGCCUCAAAUUUCCCUAAAGUGUUCUUCAGGCUCGCGGUUGACGAUGGUCAACACCAACUACAUAUUUAGCUCCCUAUUGGAAGCCAGGGAAGCUCUUUAUGCUAUUCUGGCGUUAAGAUUAACGGAAGCGGCGGGAAAUUCUGUACUAGUCACUGCAUUUUCUCAGUGGUCCCAAGCAUUCGACAACUUCAUCAUUUCCCGUGGUGCACUAUCGUUCUCUCCCAACGAGCAAAGAUCACUUGCACUCAUAGACUUACACCGCCGAUACUUCAACAUAGUCCUGCCCUGGGAGAGUGUGCACAACCACAAAGACGUACUCAGCCUUGACAACCGCACAAGUGACUUCGAGGAGCUAGUAGACUGUGCCAGCCGUGUUCUGGGUCUUGAAGCAACAGACACCGUGUCACAAGCAGCCCCUCUAUUCCACCUUGAAAUCGGAGUGGUACCUGUUUUGUUUGUGAUAGUCGCAUGGUGUCGCGAUCCGGGAAUUCGCCGGAGGGCAAUCUCAUUGCUGAUGUCCAGGCAGGCUCAGGAGGGCGUUUGGAGCAGCCAUUUGACUGGAAGAGUUGCACGGCGAAUUAUGGAAGCAGAGGAGGAAAAGUUAGAUGUACGCAGUUGCAAAGACGUUCCUGGUCCGAGGAGGGUAAGAAGCGUAUAUGUAUCGCUGGGCCCUGGAGAGAGACAGGCAAUGAUACGAUAUGAACAACAGGAUAGAGAGUGGGAAGAAGUUAUUGGAUGGUAAAUAAGAUAUGGCGAUGUGUAAUAGAGUUCGAAUCUUAUUUUACAGGGCC
This is a messenger RNA of Fusarium verticillioides 7600, 1456 nucleotides long. RefSeq lists its product as hypothetical. Gene Ontology annotation, biological process: regulation of DNA-templated transcription. Lineage: Eukaryota; Fungi; Ascomycota; Sordariomycetes; Hypocreales; Nectriaceae. Gene Ontology annotation, molecular function: DNA-binding transcription factor activity, RNA polymerase II-specific; zinc ion binding. The record is from RefSeq and is a predicted model, not a curated record. Bases 1 to 1407 code for a protein of 468 amino acids. The transcript is spliced from 4 exons.